AAUGCAGCCCUGACGUUUUUAGACUCUGACCUCCAGAACAGUUAGGUAAUAAACUCGGCGUUGUUUUAAGCCACCACCUUUGUCAUAAUUUAUUACAGCAACAAUAGGAAACUGAUACGCUCUCCAUCCGUGUCUUUUACUUGGACAAUUUACCUGUUGAAGAACUUUGGCCAUUUGACCUGUAAAGUUUCCUAAUUCAGGAUUUUGCUGACUGCAUACUUAUGGUGCAGCUCUACAUUUUCCUCCACCUCGUCGUGUCCUGCAAAUUGGCAGCUGAGUCCAGCAGCUUGAUCAGACUCAGAUUCCAUUCCUUUGGCAAAAACUGGAUAGCAACCUGGCUGCCGGGAUCCCGUGUGUGAGGCAGGAAAGAGGAUUGAGUGAGCCAAACGUUCCACAUCCAGGAAAUUGAAAAUGGACCUUCGAAAAUCCUAGGUUUACAAUGAGAAAUGUCAUAAUUCAAUGUUUAUUCUAUGGAUCCUUGACAUUUGGGAUCUGGACAGCUCUGUUAUCUAUAUAUUUUCACCGUAAUCACGUGAGCAACCAGCAGAAGAAAAUACAAAAGCCUUCACCAAUUUGGUCUCUUGAAAAAAAAUUGCAACAAGAAAUUAACCAUGGCCCAAAGCCAAUACCAAGACCGCCUGUAAGAGUUGAAAGGCCUACCAAAGAGGAAAUUAAAGAACAGAGGCCAUUUUUAAAAUUAGGUAAGGAUUUUAACUUUUCAGACCCAGAAGUUUUUCAUGGAUUUUCAAAAUAUGGAUUUAAUACCAUUAUCAGUAAAAUCUUGGGCAACGAGAGAGAUGUGCCAGAUACUAGGAAUAAAAUGUGUCUUCAAAAAUAUUACCCAACCAGUCUGCCUACUGCCAGCAUUGUCAUUUGCUUCCACAAUGAAGAAUUUAAUGCCUUGUUUCGGACAGUGUCCAGUAUCAUGAACCUCACUCCACACCAUCUCCUUGAAGAAAUUAUUUUGGUAGAUGACAUGAGCGAAUUUGAGGAUCUGAAAGAAAAACUAGACUAUCACCUGGAAUUUUUUCGGGGAAAGAUUAAAUUAAUAAGAAACAAAAAGCAAGAGGGACUGAUUCGAGCAAGGCUGAUUGGAGCAUCUCGUGCUUCAGGGGAUGUUCUGGUGUUCCUGGAUAGCCACUGCGAGGUGAAUAAAGUAUGGCUGGAGCCCUUGCUGUACGCCAUCGCCAAGGACCCCAAAAUGGCGGUGUGUCCUCUGAUAGAUGUCAUUGAUUACAUGACCCUGGAAUACCAGCCCUCUCCUGUAGUAAGGGGAGCUUUCAACUGGCAUCUACAAUUUAAAUGGGAUAAUGUUUUCUCUUAUGAGAUGGAUGGACCAGAAGGACCCACUAGACCCAUCCGGUCACCUGCAAUGGCUGGCGGAAUUUUUGCUAUAAAUAGGCAUUAUUUUAAUGAGAUUGGACAGUACGACAAGGGCAUGAAUCUCUGGGGAGGAGAAAAUUUGGAACUUUCACUGAGGAUCUGGAUGUGUGGAGGCCAGCUCUUUAUACUUCCCUGCUCUCGAGUGGGACAUAUUGAUAAGCAACGUGUUGCAAAACAACCUGAAGUUACAAAAGCCAUGAUAUAUAACAGUCUCAGAAUGGUGCACGUUUGGCUGGAUGAAUACAAGGAGCAGGUGUUUUUACGAAGACCUGGUCUGAAAUCUGUUGCCUAUGGAAACAUUACUGAGCGUGUUGAAUUAAGGAAACGAUUGGGUUGCAAGUCAUUUCAGUGGUAUUUGGAUAAUAUCUUCCCGGAAUUGGAGACAUCUAAGGGCAGCUGAUGAAAGGAAAACAAACCAUUUUCACUAAUAAAGGGUUAAAAAGUCCCU
Molecule: messenger RNA, 1831 nt
Organism: Diceros bicornis minor
Lineage: Eukaryota; Metazoa; Chordata; Mammalia; Perissodactyla; Rhinocerotidae
Gene: GALNTL5
Product: polypeptide N-acetylgalactosaminyltransferase like 5
Exons: 10
Coding region: 440-1783 (447 amino acids)
Biological process (GO): spermatid development
Cellular component (GO): Golgi apparatus
Source: RefSeq, a predicted model, not a curated record